Molecule: messenger RNA, 1487 nt
Organism: Tribolium madens (black flour beetle)
Lineage: Eukaryota; Metazoa; Arthropoda; Insecta; Coleoptera; Tenebrionidae
Product: sialin-like
Exons: 5
Coding region: 22-1479 (485 amino acids)
Biological process (GO): monoatomic anion transport; transmembrane transport
Molecular function (GO): transmembrane transporter activity
Source: RefSeq, a predicted model, not a curated record
AUUUUUUUCUUUGGCUAAAAUAUGAAUGAAGUUUCUGAUACUACCUCUAGUUCCUCUGGUGACUCAACAACUCGAAAAUCAUGUUUGCGUCAACGGUAUUUAGUGACUUUCAUGAUUCUACUAAUGACAAUCAACUUGUUUGCAAACCGUUCGCUUAUCGGCGAGACUUUGGGUUAUUUCGCUGUGAUAAGACACAAAACUAAUCACAGUUUAUUCCUAAAUCAGUGUGUGGAAUUGCAACGAGACGCUGUGAAAAAAUCACCAAAUAAUUUCACCAAAAUCCUCACAAUUGACAGUGAUACAAGCAAGAGCAUCCAAGGCAUAUUCUUCAUCAGCUACUUGAUUACCCACUUUCCAUCAGGGAUUUACUCAGAUAGUCGCAACCCAAAACACUUAAUUUCAUUUUUGACAAUCGCAUGUUCGCUUAUCAAUUUUUCAAGUCCGUCGCUUAUCAAAGUGACAAAAGGCAACGUAAAUGUGAUGAGACUUGUGACUGUACUUUUGGGCGCAUUUCAGGGGAUUUUUUUCCCCGCGACGGCGACUGUGGUGGCCCAUUGGGCCCCCACGCGGGAGCGAGCUGCCCUAACAUCGAUUACAGUCGCUGGGUUGUUUUUUGGGCUUAGUACGGGGGCUAUUGGUACUAAGUUUAUUGUGCAAUCAUCGGGGGAUUGGACAACGCCGUUUUAUGUUUUCGGGGCUAUUGGGAUUAUUUUGACCCUGGUUUGGGAGCUCUGGGUGUUUCCAAAUCCUCACAAGGAUCCAAGGAUUACACCGGAAGAGAAACAGUACUUGGAUCAGGAGAUGCACGAGAUCAUCGACCACAGACGCAAGAGCAUCCCCUACGUCGCCAUAAUCACCUCCUUCCAAGUCUGGAUCAUGAUACUUGCCCAUAUUUCCAACCGUUUCGUCUGGAAUAUCACCGGUGUGUCGCUUCCAGACUACAUGCAAGAUGUUCUUAAAUACAGUCACGACCAAAGUAAACUAAUGUCGUCACUACCUUUACUCCCAAUGGCUGUGACUUUGAUCAUUUUGGGUUAUUUCUCCGAUUGGAUCACUCGAAACGGUCAUGUAAAUGUGUUAACAAUGCGAAAGCUUUUCUCAAGUAUUGGAAUAAUGGGGCCUCCGAUUUACAUGUUAACCGGGUCGUAUGCCGGUUGUAACCGUUUUGGUGCAGUGGUUAUGCUUGUAAUCGGUGUAUGCCUCAUGGGUUUCUCCUUCCUGGGUCUCUAUUUACUACCAAUGGAUUUGUCCCCCAAUUAUACCGGGUUUUUAACCAGUUUCACAAAUGGUGUGGGAAGUCUUGCUGGGUAUUUUGUCAAGAAAAUGUCAACAUGGCUGGUCCCUGACAAAACGAUUCUUCAAUACAGACAUCUGUUUUGGGUAUCGCUGUUAAUAGCUGUAAUCGUAAAUACAGUCUAUGUGAUGUUUGGUACUACCAAACUGCAAUCUUGGAACAGACCAUUAGUAAAAAGAAAAUAAAAUUUUCA